ACAACAAAUAAAAAAAAUAGAGGAGACAAACGCACCAAACUCUGCUGAAAAAGAGAGGGAAAACCUUCCCCUCCAAGCCCCGCUCGGCAUCCUUUUCUUGCUUCUACACGGAGAGUGAGAGAGGGCCUUUCUUUAACCAAAAAUCCUUCUCUUAAUGUCACUUUCAGUUUGUUCUUGCCUUCAUCCUCAACUACUUUACUCUUCAACUCUUUCUUGUUUUUUCUAACCAGCCCAUCACUUUACUCUGUUUAACUUGAUCCCUUUUUUCUUGCACUUCACUCUUUUCUCUUUGUUACUGACAAAACCCACAGAAAAGAAACCAAAUUUGAGUACCCAUUUGUGUUUUCUUGAGAAAACCUUGAGAAAGUAACGAUGGGAAAUUGUUUUACAAGUUCAAAGCAAUCGGUGGCAGAGUUGGCUCCUUGUGAUUUCAGCAAAUCAACCCCAGCCGUCCAAUUAUACGGUGACCCCACCAGUUCUUUCACUCUCUACCUUCAUCUUGCUCUUCUUUACAAGACUAGAGCGCUUCAAUUUACACCCACUAAUGACCCGAUUCCAGUGGUCCAAUUCGGGCCUGAAACAGUUUCAGGUUCCCGAGAGAUGAUGGUUCGGUUCAUUGAUGUGAAGUUGCCGCAACCGCCGUUGAUGGUGGUGGUGGAAGAGGGAGGUGAAACGGCAGCGUUGGUGGUUAAAAUGGUGGCGAUGCAACAUAGGAGUGUGGUGUGGCAUUUGGAGAGGAUGGUGUGGUGGAGUGAGGAUUUGGUGACACGUGGUGGGAGGAGGAAUGGUGAUCCGACUAUGGGGAGUGCGAGGAUGGAGGUGAGGAAGUUUGGGAAGAGUUAUUCACAGUUGCUAGAGAUCAUGGUUGAGCACGCGCAGAUGGAGGAGCGUGUGGUUUUUCCACUCCUCGAAACGGCUGACAGAGGGCUGUGUAAAGCUGCAAAUGAGGAGCAUGGAAGGGACCUUCCCAUCAUGAAUGGGAUCAGAGAAGACAUGAAAUCAAUUGGAGUUCUAGACACUGGGAGCAAUGACUACGGAGAGGCUCUUCGAAACCUUUCCACUCGGCUCAAAUCGUUGCUGGAACAUAGUAAAGAGCACUUCCAGGAGGAGGAGCGAGAUGUAUUACCAUUGAUGGAGGCUCUGGAACUGGGCAAAGAUCAGCAACUGAGGGUAUUGGAGCAAUGUAUUGAUGUGAUGCAAGGGACUCACUCGCAUUUGUUGAGCUUUUAUAUUGAAGGUCUUCUCCCUCGAGACGCCAUGCAGUACCUGGAUUUGAUUACAAGGUGCAAAGAGGAAAAACUCGUGGCCUCCAUGCUUCGCAGGAUUAUUGAGUAGGGUGCAGAAGUAGCUACAUUGGUAUGGUACGUAGAGUGGAAUGCUGGUUUUUUCUUAAUGUUGAUAGAGAUAAAAAGAAGUCGUGUGCUCUUAUAUAGCUGAAGCAAAAGCUAUUUGUUUUGUGGCAUGUACGGCCAGUGGUGCCAUUUCGAAACUGUUAUUUGUAAGCAAUGGAACUUUGUCAUGGAAUGCUAGAAAGAUUACUUGGCAGAAAACACAUUACAGUCAAGAUUCAUUUCACCGAUGGACUCAUUGGCAUACUUCUUGCUUCUCAAACCUGUCGAAUCAGAAUUGCUUCACCUCAUCGAUUACCCGUGGCCAUGGUCUGUAGAACACCUCGUCUGCAGAGUUCAUUUAUCCCUUUGAGAACUUAUUCAGUGAGGUGGAAUUUCAUGUUUAUGGACUUGGUAAGUCUAUGAUCAAACUGACUUCCAAAUACCGAUAUCUGGUGUGAUUUUGGUGAGGUGAAGGUUGAUUGUUUGUUGUCUUUUAAAGGGUAGAAGGCAGGACAUUUGUAAUUUGCGAUUGCUAUACGUCUGCUUAAUCUCUUAUGUGUUUCGAAAUAAAAAAUGGUGUGACUUGAUUUGAUGUGAACAGCAAGAGGUAUUUCUAUAUCUUUGAUGAAGAACUUGUGGGAUUCUUUUCCCCACUCGUUAAUCUGGGCU
Molecule: messenger RNA, 2000 nt
Organism: Populus euphratica (Euphrates poplar)
Lineage: Eukaryota; Viridiplantae; Streptophyta; Magnoliopsida; Malpighiales; Salicaceae
Exons: 3
Coding region: 373-1335 (320 amino acids)
Source: RefSeq, a predicted model, not a curated record